CACUGUACAUUCAUACUGCCGGAUUUCACAAAAUACAAAGUUUGCAGACGGCCCGCUGGGGAAAAAGACCUCCAAUUGUGGUUGUGUGUAUGGGUGGGUGACAUCACAAAAGGCACAAGAAUCAAGCCGAUCAGCUGGCAUUGGUAGAUUUUGGCACAUUCUGAAGCAUUUCAGCUACAUUUAAGUUUCAAGCGAUUCAAAAGUAAAAGUUUGACUCCAAUGACCUCCUGGCUACUGUGGAUGGAGAAAGUACAGCAAAUGAAGACGAUGCAACUUGUCAAAAUUACUUCUCUCUUUCUGACUCCUGUGGGUUAGGUUUUUUUUCCGCCCUCUUACUCAUUCCUGUUGGUGUUGACUGGAAUCAUGGCAAUGGUAGGCUGUCCUGUAGGUAGCGGAAGUGGUAGGAUUUGACUCAUUAGUUCAAAUGCCUUUGAGGAGAAUUUUGAAUAAAAAUGGGGGGAAAAAACAUCAAAAAAUACAAAUCAACAUAAUCAAAAGUAAUCUGAUUAGAUGCUUUUUUCAGAGAGAAUACUGGAUCAUUGAUGAAAUACAGAUUUAGCAUUUAACAUUAGUGUUGACAGGAAUAUUGAUAUUUAUAUUUUUGAAAUCUAAUUAUCAAUUGCAAUGCAGUCUUGCCCCUUCCACCCCCGAAAUAGGAAGAAAUCAACUUAUAUGCAGCUCUACUCAUGGUGGUUAGGAAUAAAACUCAGUCAGAAAAAAAUCUGUAAUAUUAUGAAAUAUGAAAGUAUUAGCUGAACUGAAAGUAAUGUAUUAAUUUGUACACUUCAUAGAGCUGUAACAGCACAAAACAUCCACGAACAAUAAAAAAAAAGCAGAUGUGAACAGCGGUAGUUUUGAGUUGCAAGGAACAUACAUGAUUGCUAAUUAAUUGUUGUAAUUAAUUCAAACUCAUUUGAAGGUUAAGGCAUUCAUCAUCAACUCAGACGUUUUACAUUUUAAUAUCUUCAGUAUAUUGUUUAUGAUAGUUGAGUGCUCUUUGAAUCCCCCUGCUGGCAAUAGAUCCUGAACAGCAGCUUAGUUUUUAUGCCCUUUUGGCCAGCUCUCGCCAUGGUCUUUUGACCAACUGGGGAUAAAAGUAUUUAAAUGUGACAGGCAGAGGGCGGCCAUAAGCAACAGCCGUAUAGCCCUGCUGUAUUGCCUAACAUUAGUUUGAAUGUUGUCUUUUCACGCUAUAUGUACCUUCUUGUUGAUAUCUACAUUGUAUGUCAUGUACAGUUUCGGUACGUCUUCAGGGAUUUUUCAACUGGAUUUACUGAGUGAAAAAAAAAAAAACAGACGGGCAGAAUGGGAGCAAAUGUUUGGCCUAGUUAUGCGGUGCACUGAGAGCUGUCUCUGGUCCUGAAUGCAUUUCAUGUUUCUAAGUCCCAUUUCAUUUCAGAAAUGGCACUGAAUCUUCACCUUGCACUAAAUUAAUGUUGUUCCCUGAACAGGAAAAAAAGAACCAAAAAAAAAAAAACACAGGUCCAUUUUGACUAUUUAGUUUGGUUUCCCAUAAUCCCCCAGUACGUUUUAUAGGACGACUUCUUUUAAGUUUCAUAGUGUUUUAUGUUAUGAGAGACGGCGAUGUAGAACAUCGACUGAACAGAAUCACUGAUGUCUUAAACAGGAUGUUUUUUGUUUUUUUUAAUGAGGACCUGCAUGUAUGUAUGCAUGUGUGCGUAUAUGACAGGAAACGGGAGAGUCUGAUUAAUAAAUGUGAAAAUAGCUGUGCAUGUUCCUUGUCCAGGUAUUCCCAGUCCCUAUGUCUAAGCACAGAUGUGACAUUUUUCUAUAAGUUAGGGAACUGUUAUCAAAAACAGUUUAACAAAACCUCACUUAAAUAAAAAUAAUAACCUUAAUAAGCUUAAAUAACGAAAUAAUUAAACCAUGAAUGGGACCCCAAAAUAUAAAUUCCACUUAGGGCCCCAUUGAAUCUUGGUCCGGCUCUGGACACUCGUAUUAAAGCACGAUAACUGACUCUAAAUGGACGACUUGUCGCCUAAACACAGUAAAGCGAUUCAUCCCAAACCCCCCACCGCUCCGUCCUCUCUCCUGAGUUGGUGUGUUGGUUGGUUGCAGCAGAGCCUCAGUCUGUAUCCCGACUCGCCUGACAGACACAACCAGUCCUCGUUUCCCUUUGCUCACCCAUCAAUCUGUCUCUCCGGUUCUCAAUUUGACGUCUUUGAACGAAAAAAAAAAAAAAAAAAAAAGGCGAGAUGUAGAGCCCGAACAUGGAGACGGCAGCGGAGCGGGGCUUUUUGCUUCCACCCUCGGAGGAGACCCACAAACUCAGCGGAGGAAAAAAAAAGGCGUCAGAGGGGCAAAACGGCGGUUUUCAGCUGCUUGAUCGUCGAGGUGACGCUCUUCUUCCUCUGCAUGAACACAUCAGCCAACACGGAUGUCCGACUUGAGAAGUUACAGAGAAACCGCGGAUAAAUCCUCCAAGUCGUCCUCAUCCCUCUCCAGUUUUCAACGAGCGCUCUCGCCGGCUGCAGGACUUCCCACAGGUAAACCAGCUGCUCCAUCGCCACAGUAAGAAACUCCUGGUCUGCUCUAAGAAGGAACCGUCUUCUUCUGAGGUCGAGACUUCUGAGAAAUGAGCUGCCAAUGUAAGUCCCUUGGCUGACCUCAGGACUUAGCUGGAAACACCUUGAACAUCUCUUCUCCUCACUUGGCUUGGAGGUCUUCUAGAGGGUCGGGGCCUCCUUGCCAUCAUGAAGGGGUUGGGAACCAACCGUAACAGACAUCUGUCUGAUUCUUGUGAUCCCUCUCUUAAUCAUCCAGAGGCACUCUACCACCAGAAGACCAGCACAUUGCCACGCAGCCCUUAUCUGCUCAGCCCCACAAUGGACCACUAUGGCACCAUGGAUCCCCACCUUUACCCUUCCGCCAAUCCAGGCUCCCUUCCAGCAGACUGCAUGCUGCCCCUCAACAAUCAGCUUUCCAAUAGCAGCACUUUCCCCAGUAUCCACUACAACUCCUACGACCAGUCCGAUUUUUCUCCUCCUGGGGACAGUAUCGGAGGGAUACGCACGGGCACCAUGGGGACAUCUCUGUCGAUGGGCAUGGCAUCAGGUAUGGCCAUGUCAGGGUUGAGUGGAAGAACGCCUAUGAUUACAAGUGGCUCUGCAACAAUAUCACACCAUAUGACCAAGAAUCAAACUCCGCCCAGUCUGUUGGAUUUUGAGAAGCAGCUACCAGGAGGUCGCGACGGAUUCAGCACUUUGCAGUUUCAUCGAACGUCCGCUGCUGUUGCUGCCAAGCAGCGUACAGACAGUCCCGGCCGCAUUCGUUACAUGCUACACUCGGUGCAGAAACUGUUUGCAAAGUCCCAGUCACUGGAGAGCCACAACAUGAAGGGGAACGUGAACGGAAGAUCUACUGGCAGUGGUGGAGGCACUUCUUCUGGCACCGAGGAUGGAGGGAAGCAUACUCGCAGAUCCAAAAGUAAGGAUCGUAUUACAAAGUCCGAGGCAACCGCUAAGAGACGGCCAAGAUCCAACAUGUCGGGUUACUGGAGCUCAGAUGAUUUGGACAGUAGUGAUUUGAGCAGCUACCAUAAUACUAUGACCAUGAUGACCCUGGGGCGUCCGAGUGGCCAUGAAAGCCAUAGUGGUCAGAGUAAAUACAUACACAGUGGCUACAACACAAUCAGUUCCUCUAAAAGCAGCAAUGACAUGAAGUAUCCAGCACUUCCUGGUCCAGGGGAUAUAGGAGGUGGUGGAAUAAGUGGACCAGUAGGCAUGCUGAUGAAUGAUACCGAGUAUGUGAAAGGAGGGUCUUGGUCCACAUUGACCAUGGGCCAACCGAGACAGGUACUUCAGAAGGGCUCAACUACUCUGGACAGGUCGAUGCUCAAGUCCAAGUCCUGCCAACAGGAGUUAACUUGUAACUAUCUGCAGGUUGGACGCAGGGGGGAUUGGAGCAGCUCAUUAGGUCGCAGUCCAGGUUUCAAUGAGAUUCCAUGUCGGCGGAUGCGCAGCGGUAGCUAUGUGAAGGCAAUGGGAGACAUGGAAGACAGUGACGACUCCGAGGCAAGCCCUAAACCCUCGCCCAAAAGUGCUGCUCGCCGUCAGAGCUACCUCAGGGCCACCCAGCAGUCUCUAAGUGACCAGCUCCCCCCACGCAACAGAACCUUGGAUUUCACAUUGUUGCAGGGGGAGCUGGAUGCCCUGUGGUCUCCACUCCACAGUGUGUCCUCUCUGCACCAACUGGGCAGGUCAAUGAGCAGCUGUCUUCCAUCUCUCAGAGAACUCUCAAAUAAUCGCAGCCUGGAUAAUCUGGACUGUAUCGGAGGACCAGGAGCUUUGGCACCGUGGGACGAAGACAGCUUCAGCCAGGCCUGCAGCACUUUGGGCAGACGUAGUGGCAUAGGACAGCUGCGAGACCUGGAAAAAAGUCAUCAUUACGAAGACAGAACCUCAGAGUCCGCAUUCAGAGAUUCCCAUUGUCAGGACAUCUCGGAGCCUCCGGACAUGCCCAUGCCGACAUGCUUCCGAUCCCGCAGCCACAGCUACCUGAGAGCUAUUCAGGCUGGCUGUUCCCAAGACGACGACACCGCUUCCAUAGACUCGGGCUGCUCUCCACCUCCAACCGACUCCUCUGUUCGCACAUACAGCACCAGCACUGACGACCUUUCUACACAAUGGAAGACAUGGAAAGAACAGUUUGCCUCUUACCUGAUAGCCACUGGCUUGGACAAAGCCCCAAAGGAGAAACAACUUGCAAUUUUUCUUCAGCGUUUCGGGACAGACAGACCACGCAUCCUACCCACACACACAGUCUCCACAUGCAUAACAAGCUGUAAGAAGGCCGCUCCUCCACCGGUGCCUCCACGCACAACCUCCAAGCCCUACAUAUCAGUGACGGUGCAGAGCAGCACCGAGUCAGCGCAGGACAACUACUUGGACCAACAGGACAGGAGGUCAGAGGUCAACAGCCAGUCGAGCCACGCUCACAGCAACUCCUCUGACAGCCUUGACAGCACCCGGGCCAACAGCCUGGCCCGUGGUAUUCCUCGUCCUCCGCAUAUCAUCCCUAUUCCCAUCGCUACGCCGAGGGAGCCAAUCAUCCCUAGCACCGCCAAUGCUUCCACAGAGACGAGUGACUCGGCAGUCCACAAUGAAUCCCUGAAAUCAGGAUCUAGUAAAGGGAAUUUAGCAGCAGAGGAGCUGUUUUUAGCCCCAGUACCAAGGCGGAAACUCUCUUCUAUUGGGAUACAGGUUGACUGCAUUCAGGAAGUUCCAAGAGAGGAGACUCCGCCCCUGGCCAGAUUUCAGUCAAUAGGAGUACAGGUGGAGGACGGGUGGCAACUCAGUCGCUCCAGCAGUAUGGCCGCAAAACAAGAAACGGACUCAGACACACAGGACAUCUCUGCCAUUUCUCAUAUCAGCAUUGCCAAAACCUUUGAGAAGAAAGUCAUGGUCAACAGUGCCAGUCAGUCAAUGAGCUCCCCCCCUGGGCAAGACUCUUUAGACAAUGGAGACCAGACUGGCGACACCUCCUCCCCACCGCCUCCCAGGCAGAUCCUCAAUCGCUCCACCACGCGGAGCAGCUCCUCGUCUUUCUCCGAAAGCCUGGAUCCAGCGCUGGAUCCCUCGUCUCUGCCGCCCCCGGAUCCCUGGCUGGACAGCGGAAACGGCAGCAGUGGCGGCGGCGUCUCACAGAGUGGAGGAGACGGAACGCUGUGCAGAAGAGACGGCCAUUGGUUCCUGAAGCUGCUGCAGGCCGAAACGGCACGCAUGGAAGGCUGGUGCCAACAGAUGGAGCAGGAAACCAAAGACAACCAGCUCUCAGAGGAGGUGCUCGGGAAAGUCCGCAGUGCGGUGGGAAGUGCUCAGCUCCUAAUGUCUCAGAAGUUCCAGCAGUUCCGGGGACUGUGUGAACAAAACCUGAAUGUGACUGCCAACCCACGGCCAACAGCCCAGGACCUGGCUGGCUUCUGGGACCUGCUGCAGCUAUCUAUCGAGGACAUUAGCCUCAAGUUUGAUGAGCUCUACCAUCUCAAGUCCAAUGACUGGCAGCCUGUGCCGUCUGGGGCCGCCCAGUCGUCCCCUGAGCGGAAGAACGAGGACAGGGAGGCCCUUCCGGCAUCAAAGAAGCCUAGCAAGACGCGACCGACGCUUGCCCGCGAGAAGAGUGCUGACUCUUCUUCAACCUCUUCAUCGGCCUCGGCAGAAAAACAGAGACAAGAGGCUCGCAAGCGCCUGCUAGCUGCCAAGAAGGCUGCCUCGUUUCGCCAGAACUCUGCCACGGAGAGCGCAGACAGCAUUGAAAUUUACGUCCCCGAGGCCCAAACUCGCCUCUGAGAGAAAAGGGACUAGCAAGGAUCCGAGGACAGAUAAGUUUGUUGGAGGAGAAGAAAAAUUGGGGAAAAAGCAGGGAGGAUUUUGUUUGAGUGCAGAUGAGUUAUGAUGAGUAAGGAAGGGUGUGUAGAGGAGCAAUGCCAAUGAAUGGGUGUUUUGAUAUUUUUAACAUAAUCAUAGGCUGGUCCUGCUUGAAACUGAUCAUGAAACAUUUGUGGACCCAACAGACUACAAACUUAUGAAACAGAAGAUUAGUCUUCAGAGGCUGCCAGGGAAGACCUCAGCUGAUGAACUUUAUCAUUUCUUCUUACUUUUUCUCGAUCUCAUAAAAAUGUUAAUGAAGGUAUUAUUAUAACAAUUAUAGGUUAAAAACUCUUUAUGAAGACUGUUUUAAAAGUUCCUAUAUCUUGGCUAUAAGAUUUAUAAAGCAGACAGAACAUAAGCAUCAAUGCUUCUGUCUCCCACUCUUGCUCUCUUCCCAGAUCACUGGCCAUCUUGUAGCUUUGCACAGCACCUCCUUGUGGCCAUCUUGCAAGUUGCACACAAAUCCACUGAUAUAUAAACAUAUAUAAAUGUCUUCCUUGUAUUUAUUUUUUCUUCAAUUAUAGAUUUGGACUGGGCAAGAAUCCAUUUAGAUCAAGCUUUUCUGACUAUUUUUGGUAUGAUGAAACAAAGUCCGAUGUGAAAGAUUAUUUAUGUAGUUCCUACAAACACACAAAAUCUUGAGGUUUUUUUUUGUGUCAAAGACCUUAGCGUUUAGUUUCUUAAUGGGGUUUUUUAAUGAAAGCACAUAUUAAACAAAGCCAGGCUGGAGGCUCCUUAAAAAUGGCUGUCCACGACGUGUUUUUUUUUUUUUACUAUUAUUAUUAUUAUUAUUAUUAUUAUUAUUUGUAGAUGAAAAAUCCUAAUAUCCUUUUAGUUCUUUUUUUAUUUUCCUUUCCUCUAUUUCUUUUUUCCAUUUCUGUGCUAUGACUCCAGAAAUAUGUAGGAUAUAUUCUGUUACAUAUAUACAUUUAAGUGCUUUAAGGAAAAUAAUUGUGCAUCAAAGUCAUACAUUUCAAAAUAAUCUGGGGCUCUGAAGUUGUGCAGCUGGGUGAGCAUGCUGGUUAACAGCAGGCGUUUCUUUUCCACUUCCCACCUACUAAUCAAUCCAACUUCACUUUAUCCAGCUUUUCUCCACUCUAAACAAAGAUUACAUUUUUUUUAAUCUCUUUAACUUUUCUAAUUUAAUCAUUACAUAUAUAAGUGAUUGUGUCUUUGCGGAAUACAAAAGCCAAAGAUAAGUGCACUGUUUGAAAUUCAGCUCAUGUAAUAAAAUGUGAGUAGCAGGGAAACUCGAUGCUUAACUGUGAAAACAGAUGGGAGUGGAUUUUACCCACAGCAACACAUGUACUGCAGAUUUAACAUUUGGAUAUCCACAAGGCAGGAAGCUCGAACAGAACCGCCCAACAAUGACAACCACAACACACUACCCUAUCUGACUGAGUUAAUUUUGUGAAAAAGGAUUGUUUCCAACCUCAGGAGGGCAACAGUGCUUGCAUGUCAAACCAGUAGUCAGUUAUCACAUUCAGUGAAAGGACAAAGAAUCCUAAUCCCUAUCUAGUUUUGCAUUAAGAGACCCACUGUGCUUUGCAAAAGUAUUCAUACCGCUUGAGCCUUUUUACAUUUUGUCAUGUUAUAACCACAAACCUAUCGGAAUUGUACGUAAUUAGGCAAAAAACAUUGCAGAACUGUAAAGUGGAAGAAAAAUAAUACAUGGUGUUCAAAAAAAGCAAAGAUCUUGAAACUGUGGAGUGCAUUUUUGUUUAUAGUAUUUCUACUCAAUUUUCUGUAAAAACCAUUCUUUCUUAUAUCCUUGCCAACUUUAAAUGUGUAAAUAUCAAACUUGUGCCCAUUCGUCUAUGCAUUUAGUUUCAGCCAUGCUACCGUUGACACAAACCAGCAUCCCCACAACAUAAUGGUACCGCCACCAUGCUUCACAGUGGUUGUUGUAUUAAUUGUCUGCCACACCUAUAUUGUAUGCUGGGCAAAAGUUCAGUUUUAAUCUUUUCCACCAAAAAACACUCAUUCACAUGUUUGUUUUGUCCCCUUCUUUCGGCAAACUUUAGAGACUUCUCAUGGUUUUCCAACAGCAAUGGCUUUCCACUCCCCACUCCUCCAUAAAAGCCAAAUUUGUGGAAUGCACGACUAAUAGUUGUCCUGUCUACAGAUGCUUUCUGAGCUAUGGGUCUCUGAUCUUCUCCAGAUUUACCAUAAAUGUGUUUGGCUGCUUCUGCUUAAUGUUCUCCUUAUCUAACCAGUCAUCUUUUGAAAGGUUUGUAGUUUAACUGUACUCAUUCACUUUUAUAGAGUUAAACAGUGGUUCACUACUUGUUUUAUAGCCCAAGUCUGCUUUCAGCAUCCAGACAGAUAUCUCUCAAACCUGGAUUUAUUUACUAAUUGCAUAACCACCUCAGUUUGUGUAUAAUUUGACAAAAUGGGGGGGGAAAAGUCACUGGUAUGUGAAUAUUUUUGUGAAGCUCUACAUCUAAAAACACACAUUUUGUCUAAAUUCACUUUGUAGCUUGAAGAUAUUUGAAACAAAACAUCUCCAUUUGUCAGUGUAACUCCUAAGUGGGCACUUUGAGUUUUUUUUACACCCGAUACCAUCCAUUCAGUCACUGAUGACUCAUCUUCAUCAGUGAAGAUGAAGUUGAAGCCCACACCCUUGGUAGACAAUGGGCUUGUCUAGCAAGUGGUCAUCAAAAUCGGAACGAUUUUCUAGACCCAAAUAGUUGGGCUAAAUGCUCUUCUUUUCAUGUGUAUAUUGUCAAAGCCUCUCUGCCAUAAGCCAUAACCCAAAGUUAAGCCUCUGGCUUUGAAUUAGAAAAGCCCAAUGAUCACCAUUCUUCUCACGUUGAUGGUAAGAACUUUCCCUUGAUGGCUGGCUAUUAUUUGUCUGUUGUGUUUGCCUGCUGUGGGUGACUCUCAGCAAGGAAUAUGGCUCAGAGGUGUCAAUAGCCAGUCCCAUGACUGCUCUCAGUCCACCCCCAUCCAUUCCACUGGAUGGGGGUGAUACCAUCCAUUUGAUUGAAUGAGGGUAGACUGAUAGACUGAUGGAAAGCUUUCAGGUGCUUUCGUUAGCACCUGAAAGCCUUUUGUGUGACUCAAUGGUUCCCAUUAGCCUGAUUUAAUUUUGUACUGCCACAAAAACAUUUCCCAAAAGGUUUUGUCAAAACAAGCUUAUCUGGCUGUGUCUUUUAUAUUCUAGAGAUCUUAUGCAGUCACUGCCAUCUAAGCAUAUUCUGUUUUUAUUCCGCUUUACAAUUCUCACAUAUCCUUUUCUGUUCUUGCGCAUCAUGUUUUACCGCCAUAUCUUGUUGUCGCACCAACUUCUUACGAAACUGUCUGCCUUGAAUGCUGGUGAAACACACUGUGGCAUUUUAAAUACACCCAGCGACAGACGGCAAGUAGAGCAAGCCAGUACGUCUGGUUUUUUUUUCUGUCAUUUGGGUACGUGUGAAAUGCCAUGACACAUACAGACACACUUGCAGAAACAAAGCAAAACCUUAUCUCGAGCUCAUAAACACUGCUUUUCUCCAAUAAACACACAAACCUGGUACAGAGACGGAGCUAGGCUUAUUUCCUGAGUAGAGUUAUCCAUUGACCACAAAGUUGCACUGUGGGGGGGCUGGGAUGCUGCUGUAAAGCAAGUGAUUUGCGGGUGAUACUCAUGCAUAUGAGGUUGAUGCUUUCACUUCUUUUCCCUUUUUUUUUUCUUCUUCUCCUUUGUAACUCUCGUAGUUGUUCCCUCACACCAAGUUUACACGCUGGUUGAUUGUUCUAUGAUUUUUGGGUGGAGGAGAAAAUAAAUUUCACACAAGAGUUUGGAGUAAAAGUUUCUAAAAUAUUAUUCCUUGUUUACGCUGAGUUUCUCACCUCAAGUUUCUUGACCUCAUAUUUUAUUUCACAAACUUACCCCCCCGCCCCAGUUUCUGUUUUCUUUAUUACAUAUGGAUAAGCCAAGAGCAAUCUCCUCUUUUCAAAUUAGUAUCAAUCAUUUCUCUUUUUCUCUUCCCAUCCAGACUUCUUCUGUUUUGCCUUGGUUUGAAUUAUCUCCAGAGGCUUCUUUAUAAACUGAAAUUGUUGUUGCUUUAAAUGAUUAAGUUUUUUAUUUUAAUUUUUUUUUUUUUACUUUAUAUAAUGGUGAGAUCUGCAAUCGUAACCUAAAGAUGUUUGUGAAGAAUGACUGUCAUUGACAAUUAUAAGUUUUUGCCUAUAUGCAUAAGAAGCCGCCUGUUGGUGUUUUUUUUCACAAAUUUUUACAUUUUUAAUUCCAUUCUUUAAAAGUGUUUGUAAUAACAGGAAAAUGGAUUCACAUGUAUUACAUAUUGAUUAAUACCUUUUUUUUUUUGGUUGUCUUUACAAAUUCUGGCAAACAAGAGACAAAAUGCAUCAAACCCUAGAAAAUGAUUCGAAGUCUCUGAAAGUCUGCAGGGGCCAAAAACGCAACUGAAACCAAACAAGCUCUUUUUCCGUCUUUGCUUGGUUCGUCUUGGCCAUGAAAAACGGGAGAGGGCCGGGUAAGGGACGAAGGCCAUGCUCAUUCCAGCAGAGAUGUGAUGUAGCAAAACGUGUCGACAAAUAAAUAUUUUAUUGAAGUAAGCACAUAUUUUAAUGACUAGAAUUUGUUUAGGGUACUAUAUAAGAUGUGUGUUAUCCAGCGGAGCUGAAUGAAAAGGGUUGUGCUGUGAGUGAGUAUGUGGGCCUGUUGUUUGGAGAGUAUUACCUUUAUUACUAUCCACUAUACUCUGGUUACAACAAAGUGUGCAAUACAGAGUAAAGGGGUUCUUUACUAUUAAAAGGACACUGUCUUGCAUUUCUCCCCUUGUGCUUCUUACAGUUAUUGUCUGUACAUAAGACUUAAACCAGAUUAAAUAUUUCAUCUUUUACAAUAUUGUAAACCUGUUUAUACAGUUUCAAGGUUGUCGACAUGUAUACUGCAGAUGCGCAAUGUUCAAUAAAGUGCACAAAAUACUUUCUCAAGCA
Poecilia reticulata (guppy) is the source of this 11333-nucleotide messenger RNA. It is a transcript of the gene dlgap4b, whose product is annotated as discs, large (Drosophila) homolog-associated protein 4b. Gene Ontology annotation, cellular component: postsynaptic specialization; glutamatergic synapse. Gene Ontology annotation, molecular function: molecular adaptor activity. NCBI's taxonomy places the organism in Eukaryota, Metazoa, Chordata, Actinopteri, Cyprinodontiformes, Poeciliidae. Gene Ontology annotation, biological process: signaling. The record is from RefSeq and is a predicted model, not a curated record.